Molecule: messenger RNA, 677 nt
Organism: Zychaea mexicana
Lineage: Eukaryota; Fungi; Mucoromycota; Mucoromycetes; Mucorales; Lichtheimiaceae
Exons: 1
Coding region: 199-612 (137 amino acids)
Source: RefSeq, a predicted model, not a curated record
GUACAGUUUACGUGCAUAGAGCGCUCGUUAUUCCUAAUGAUACCUCAACGGAUGCAGCCUGUGGUCGUCAAUUUAAUGAGUAAAAAAGAUCCUUUAAUCAAUAUCCGGUAGAAUUGGGAUAUCCUGGAAACCAAAAACUAAUAAGGAACCGGCGCGUGUGAGGAUGCUGAGAAGUAUUUGUACAACAGCAGCCAAUGUAUGAGGGUGAACGGAUUGCUGAUGUUACUGCUGGCUACAGCUACAGGGUGCUUGUGUGUGUGCCCUCGUCAAAAACGACGAUCGCGUCAAGUCAGUACCUCAGCGCGCGAGUUUGAACAGAAUCGAAACAGAAGACGGCAGCAGAGGACGACCUCGAAGCUGUGGGCGUGUGAUACGCAACGCCAUUUCACAGUAACCUUAGACUUUAAAGCACAGUAUUUGGGUAUCGCUCAUGACAGGGUACAGCUGUGGGUCGGUCGUUGUCACGCGGCUUCAAUCAUUCUGAUCAUCUAUUGUCCUUAUACUUCCUUUAGAUUUUGUCCAGCACAACUCAAAAAAAAAUGGCGAAUAAAGGGGCAAAUACGUAGCUUUAUAGCCAUCACCCUAAGCUUGUCAAAAAAAGGGAGCUUGUAGCAUGCUACGAUACUUGAUUGUGAGCUAGAUACGACCUAUUCGUCUUUUGCUAAAAGAUGACACCG